AGCAGGGAGGACCCAGGCCUGACGCAGCCAUGACUCAAUGGUGAAUCUGAAUCCAGUCUCUUGAUCUUUGCUGAACCAGCCAAGCUGGCCAAACCUCUUGUAUGCCUAGUACCCCUCCCCUCACUCCACAGGCGAUUGCUUUUCAAAGAUGCCAGGGGCUGGGCUGCUUCUGGUAGAGCUGACGCCUACUCUCCUAACCCUCCCCCGCCACUACCAGGGAUGGGACCGCCCCCUCCAGACAAGCUAAAUCUGGGUCUUGAAAACUAUCUUUGGAGGUGAAAAAUUUCCUUGGUAUUUGGCUAACGUGGACCUGAUCUGUGCGUUUGUGCAGGAGGGAUUGGGAAGGUAGGGGGCUUGAACUGUGGACCAAGGGUAGGUAAGCAUAGUGCUAGGACCCUUAGCCUUCUAUUAGGAGCUGACUAGGAGCUGAGGGUUUUUCCUGGGCCUGUAGGGAGCUAGGCGGGGCCUCCACAGGCUCAGUUCCAGUUUCCAUGGAAACCAGAGGCUUCCCACCCAGCUGCUGCUUGGGCAGACUCCCAGUCUGGGCCUAGUUUACCACCAGCUUCUUCCUGUACUGGGACUGACAAAGGCCUCUCCAGCCUUACUCUGUCUGGGCCCCACUCUGUUCCCAUCACUCUGGCCUCCUCUGUUAACCUCUGAUGCUUUCUUCGGGAACCCGGGCCUCUCUUCCUAAAUUUCAGCUUUUCAGCGAACAGUUUUCUAGAGCAACACCUCCCUUUUAGGCUGUCUGGUUUCUUUACAAGCUCUGGGACUGACCAGGCCUCCCACAGGCCAACAGAUAGCAGCAGGCUUCCCAGGCCACGCCAUCUUUUCUUAUGGAGACCUCAGGACUGGUUGUGCAUGGGCAGGAUGCACCCUUUUCCACGGCACUCCGAAGCCUUGUCAACAACCCCUGGUACAGUGAUGUUCGCUUUGUGGUUGGUCAAGAACGGCAAGAGGUAUUUGCCCACCGAUGUUUGUUGGCCUGUAGAUGCAACUUCUUCCAGAGACUUCUGGGCACAGAGCCAGGCCCUGGGGUACCUAGUCCUGUGGUGCUAAGCACUGUGCCAGCUGAGGCCUUCCUAGCAGUGCUAGAGUUCCUGUAUACCAACAGUGUCAAGCUACACCGCCAGUCUGUGCUGGAGGUGCUGACAGCGGCUGUGGAGUACGGGCUAGAAGAAUUGCGAAAGCUGUGCCUGGAAUAUGUAGUGAAGGUACUGGAUGUGGAGUUGGUUUGUGAGGCCCUGCAGGUAGCGGUAACCUUUGGCCUGAGGCCCCUGCAGGAGCGGUGCAUAGCCUUCAUCGAGGUCCACAGCCAGGAGGCGCUCAGGACCCGCGGAUUCCUGGAGCUGUCCGCCACGGCGCUGCUGCCCUUGCUGCGCAGCGACAAGUUGUGCGUGGACGAGGCUGAGCUGGUCCAGGCAGCCCGGAACUGGGCGCGCGUAGGGGCUGCAGUGUUGGAGCGGCCUGUGGCCGAGGUGGCGGCUCCAGUGGUCCCAGAGCUGAGACUGGCCUUGCUCGCCCCGGCUGAGCUGAGCGCCCUGGAAGAGCAGAACCGGCGGGAACCGCUCAUCCCGGUGCGGACGCAAGUAACCAGGCUCAUAUCCACUUCGCAGCGUGGGGACAAGACGCGGGGCCUUGCCCAGGGUCUUUCGGGCGAGGGGCCAUGUCUGGAUUGCGUGGGGACCAGUUUCUCCUGCAGGUGGAGCAGAUCGUGGAGGCGUGGAAGUGCCACGCCCUGCGGAGAGGAGACGCAGUGCGCGGUGCCCCGUGCCGCUGCCGGAGGGGCACCCUGCCUCGAGAACACCACCGAUUUCUGGACCUUCCUUUCAAGUAAUCCCAUCCCGCGACCUGUGAGACAUUUGCCUGCUCAAAACUACAGUUCCCGACGUGCUCUGCGCUUGGAGUUGGCUUCCGCUCCCAGCAUGCCCGGUUAGCCGGACCGGAAGGACAGUUCUCCGCUGGGCGCCACGCGAGGGGCGCGUCUAUCCUAGUGUUUGGGGCUGGGCUCGGCUCUGUGAGCGGGGCCGAGACCCCAAAGUAAAGGUUGCCUUCCCUCCACGCCCUCACUCCGUAUCCUUCCUCAGGGCGCUCGAGGGAGCGUCCGCUCUGAAGAUCCUCAGGUGUUUAUUCAGCUCAGCCUGUUAACAAGUCCCUCCUGGAGAGUCCGCCGCGCACAACCGAGUUUCCCCAGCUUGCCCCACCCCACCUCGCCCAGCUGCACAGAUAGCGCUUCUCACACCCGUGGAUGCCCACUCCAGAAACUUGAGUGUCUCGAAAAGCCAAAAAAGGAAAAAGAAACUUGAAUGUCAUUCUUGCCUCCAUGAACACCUCUUUCAGGUUCCUGGAAGCGUCCUUUCACGUGGGUUUCGUCUGCUUGCCUUCCUGUCACCCAGCCAGCGCCCUCUCAAUCCGUGCCCUCCCUCCCCCCGCCGUCCUUGUUGCUUUCUAAGACAAAAUACAGUUUAUUUGAGAAUA
Messenger RNA from Jaculus jaculus (lesser Egyptian jerboa), 2478 nucleotides. It is a transcript of the gene Btbd19, whose product is annotated as BTB domain containing 19. Gene Ontology annotation, molecular function: protein binding. The record is from RefSeq and is a predicted model, not a curated record. Lineage: Eukaryota; Metazoa; Chordata; Mammalia; Rodentia; Dipodidae. The transcript has 7 exons. The coding region runs from base 837 to 1937 and encodes 366 amino acids.